This is a messenger RNA of Rubroshorea leprosula, 1277 nucleotides long. Lineage: Eukaryota; Viridiplantae; Streptophyta; Magnoliopsida; Malvales; Dipterocarpaceae. The record is from the annotation of a GenBank genome assembly.
UCCUCCCGACAAGCCCCCCUAAGCCACCGACUUCCUUUUCCUUUGAAAACCGGAAAAAAGGGCUUGAAAUUCUCCUUCUUUCUUGUUCAAUAACAAGAUUUAGGACUUAGAACACUCCCCUAAACCCAGAAAUUCCAAAUCUGCGUUGUCUUCUUCCCCUCUGUCCACCGGCCUCUGUUGUGUGGGGUUGAGUUCGGUUUUCUGGUAAGAUUCAGCCAUGAAUCCCUCUCUUUAACUUUGAUUUACGUUGGGUUUACUUGAUUUCUUUGUUCUUCAAUCUUGGGUAGCACCGUGAGUCUUCCCUGCAGAUUUGCCGCUGGCCUCUUCCCCCGCCAGGUCCGGUUCUGCAACUGGAAAAUUUAGGGUUCUUGAUUGUUCUAUCGAUUUAGCACUGAGAUCGAGCCUUUUGUUUUAAGCGAGUGAGGUAAGUAAAUUUAUGGUAAUGCCCGUACAGUUUUUAAAACAUGUUUGACUUGUUUUUGAAAUAGUGGCGGGACUAAACCCGUUUUAUACAAAAUGAGCAUGACUGAUUUGAAGUAAAAUUUUUAUGCUUUUCAUUAAAUUGAGCAUGCCUACUUGAAAUUUAAUUGAUUGUCCUGAUGAUUUGAAAGUGAUUGGUGAAUUAUGAUUUUUCUGUUAACUUCUGCUUGUUUUGUCUUUGAUGUGGUUAUGUUAUUGAUGAUCCUGCUUGUGGGGGUUAAACGCUAGCACAUGUCGACAUGUUAUUGAUAGAACCGGUUCGUUUGAAUGACCCUGCUAGUUGGGGUUAUACAUCAGCAAAUACUGUAGCCUGCCAGUGGGAGGUUUAUAACACUGGCCAUGACCUAUAGAGGAGACGUCUAUUUCGUUCCCGUACUGUAUCCGUUUUCGUGAUUGCACGUGUUGGCAUGCUAUAAGUUUAAUAAGGGCACUCCAUAUUUUACUUACUGAGUUUAUUUCAUAGUUUUCCCUUGUACACCAUUUCAAGUAGUAUGACCUGAGACACGGAAAUCAAGGGGAGUGACGAGCUAAUUGGCUAGCUAUUGCAUUUGGAUAUAGAUUUUGAGUUUAGAUUGUCCUUGUAAGCUAGAUUCAUUAUUUUGAGUUUAAGUCAUGUUGGACAUAGAUUUAUGAAAUAUAUUAUCAUUUUUGGAAGAUAGAUUGUACCUUGAAUUUUAUGGUAUUAAAACAGAUUUUGCGAGAAUAGAGUUUGUGAUUUGGAUAAGUUUCGAGACUUGUGCAUUCGUGGGACCCUUUCACGAAUGCACAGUGUUUGUCGCGCCUCGAAUUCGGGUUUU